Messenger RNA from Alternaria postmessia, 318 nucleotides. RefSeq lists its product as uncharacterized. The coding region runs from base 1 to 318 and encodes 105 amino acids. The record is from RefSeq and is a predicted model, not a curated record. The transcript has a single exon. Lineage: Eukaryota; Fungi; Ascomycota; Dothideomycetes; Pleosporales; Pleosporaceae.
AUGUCCAGCUCAACCUUCCAAUCAUUUUCCACAUCCUCGUCCAGCACAACCAUCAACGGCCAAACAACCUCGAAAUCCGAACAAACCUACACGGACCCCAGUGGUACCCGCACUCAGCGCACACAUCAGGCACCAGGUGAAGCGCCUCGUGUCGAGCGAUUUGAAACAGAUGCUGCAGGCAGACAGCUAGAGGACCCUAGACAGGCGGAUGCGAAGCGGAUACAGGAUGUGACAGAGGAGGAGGAUGCCAAGACAAAAGGGAGGCAGUAUGAGGAGAGGAUGGAGGACGAGUAUGCUAAGAGGGAGGGUGGUGCUUGA